Messenger RNA from Strongylocentrotus purpuratus (purple sea urchin), 1472 nucleotides. RefSeq names its product neuronal acetylcholine receptor subunit alpha-9-like. The record is from RefSeq and is a predicted model, not a curated record. NCBI's taxonomy places the organism in Eukaryota, Metazoa, Echinodermata, Echinoidea, Camarodonta, Strongylocentrotidae. Gene Ontology annotation, molecular function: extracellular ligand-gated monoatomic ion channel activity; neurotransmitter receptor activity; transmembrane signaling receptor activity. The transcript is spliced from 6 exons. The coding region runs from base 31 to 1176 and encodes 381 amino acids. Gene Ontology annotation, biological process: signal transduction; chemical synaptic transmission; regulation of membrane potential. Gene Ontology annotation, cellular component: membrane; neuron projection; synapse.
AAUCAACAGAAAAUAAAGAUCCGCUCUAAUAUGAGGAUGAAAUGGACAGACGAGUACCUCCAGUGGGAUCCCGAUGAAUGGGAUGGCAUCUAUAACAUUACCCUUCAUUGCAAUGAUAUCUGGAGACCUGAUCUGACUCUCGUACAGAAUUUGCACAAGGACGGCAUUAGCAUCGAUGAGACAUAUGUCAACAUUCAGCAUACUGGAUCAGUGGAUUGGUUGUUUCCCGCCAUUUCCACGAGCGCCUGUAAGAUCAACAUCAUGUACUUUCCAUAUGAUAUCCAGGAAUGCAAUCUCACUUACUAUCCAUGGUCAUUGGUCAACUCACAGAUGCGGCUUUUCGCACUGACCGACGACGAUGCCCUCCAGGAGCGGUACGUCCGCAACGGCAUAUGGAGACUGACCAGAUUCCUACCAUCCAACGACAGCGUCCAGUAUAAGUGCUGUCAGGACCCUUUCGACCGCGUGGUCUACACGCUGACCUUCGCACGGGAAACUGCAUUCUUCAGCACAAACAUCGUGAUCCCUGCGGUGUUCCUGACAAUCUUGAUGUUGAUCGGUUUCUGGUUACACCCGGACUCCGGGGAGAAGAUCACCUUCACAGUCACCAACCUUCUGGCACUCAUCCUCUUCCAACAGCUGGUUGCAGAGUUCAUGCCACCCAUCGGCGAGCCCAGGUCCAUUAUCGUGACGUGUUUCUUCAUCUUGAUCACCCUGAGUGUGUGUUCCGUGAUCCUAACCGUGAUCGUACUCCAUGUCUACCACAAGGACGUCGUCUCUCGACCUCCAUCGUGGGCCUUCUGGCUUCUAAGGAUCUUCAUCCAUAGUAACGCAGAAGGGAAAAUGAGCGAUUACUACAAAUAUCUCGAGGCCAAGCAAUGCGAAAGGAGGUAUUCCACUAUCCAAUACAUCUGUGACACAGUCCAGCUUGCAACCGUCUUAGACAACAAACCGCCAUCAUCAUCCGAUUCGGCUGGGGAGUCGUCCUCACUCCGAGAGGGUUCUAUCGACUUUAAGGCUUUAAAGAUGAGGAGCCCGAUGGAAUUGACCAAUGGUUUCAUGUGGAAGCAGCUAGCUCACGGUAUUGAUAGAGCCUUUGGUACCAUCUUGAGUGCCUGUAUGCUUGGGUGUGGCAUAUACGCGGUCGUUUCGUUUAGCCAGGCUCCAAAAGGAUAGACAUUUUCUAUUAAUUACAGGUUGCAAUACAUUGAUUAUUUCCCAAAGCAUUCCGAAGAAGUUAGAUGAAUAAAUUGAACAAAAAAUAGAAAAAGAAAGAACAAAAAAUACCACAUUGUACAUAAUUACACAAAUCAUGUUUGUAUAACCAGAAAUUCUAUAUUAACAUCCAUCUUCUAAAUUUAGAGAGGUACAUUCUUUCCUAGAUUAUUUUGUUACUGACCUAAAAUGAGACGAUUCUAAAUAUGGUAUCUUUUGUUUCAUGAUCUUGCCCUUGAAAAUAAGGUCUCCAUAAA